Messenger RNA from Monopterus albus (swamp eel), 2273 nucleotides. RefSeq names its product cytoskeleton-associated protein 2. The coding region runs from base 176 to 1876 and encodes 566 amino acids. NCBI's taxonomy places the organism in Eukaryota, Metazoa, Chordata, Actinopteri, Synbranchiformes, Synbranchidae. The transcript has 7 exons. The record is from RefSeq and is a predicted model, not a curated record. Gene Ontology annotation, cellular component: microtubule cytoskeleton. Gene Ontology annotation, biological process: negative regulation of microtubule depolymerization.
CUGAUCUCUCGCGAUACUAGCAUAUCCAAUCGGGGCGCAUUAGCGCGAAGUCAAAUCGAGUGUUUUUUCUGGACUAAGCCAAGCGAUCGUUGUUUUAUUCCAGAGUUGUGGUACACUCCUGAGCUUUUUCCACUGUUCAGCAAGAAGACUGCUGGUUUAAGUGGUACUUUACACAAUGGACAACGUAGCCGUUUCAGGAAGAAAGCACACAAAUAAGAAAGGGAACAAAGAGAAUGCUGAGCCUGCACAUGGAAGCAAGUCUUUUAUCAAAAGAAGUAAAACGUCAGGUGCUCCACUCCAACUGCAAAGCAAUGAAACCGUGGCAAAAAAUGGUCUUAAAGCCAAGCCCAAACAGGCAGGCAAUAGGUCAGUGCCUGCUGAGGCUCUGAAACAGCUGAAUACCAUGCAGAAUGCUAGGAAGGGAGCUGCUGCUACUGAUGUCAAACCACGACAAACAUAUAGUCGAGCCUUUCUUACAGAACAGGCUGUGAAAAACAAAAUACUUAAUGAAGCUACAAAGCCACGAACUAAUGUGCCAUCAUCCAAACCGGCUCUAGGAAUGUACAAAGGUAAGAUUGUCCAGUCAAAAAUUGGAUCCAUUUGGAAGUCAAGUGCCUCUGUGGGUGCUGUAGAUCCCAAAGCAUCAGCAGCCAAAACAGGGUAUCAAAGGGUUGGGAAUGUGACACAAAGAAAGUCAAAAUCUGUCUCUGACCUGCCUGGGCGUGGCACACAGAAACCUGCAUCAGCAAAGUCAUUUUCUAGUAGACCUGCUCAAGUGUCCAAGGCCGCUGUCACCAGCCACCCUCCUGUCAGAACCAUCCCAGCAACACUAACCAGUACCAGCUCCAGGAACACUACUGUGGCUACCACCAAUGGAAGUCGGACAGACAAGAUCAACAGGCCUCCUAUCUCAAGCACCCUCAGCCAGUACAGAUUUACCAUGGAGACCAAAGAGGAGAGAAGAGCAAAACUGUCAGAGUGGAAGGCAUCCAAGGGCAAGACUUUGAAGAGACCGGCCAUGACAACAGUAGCACCCCCAAAGACCAAAGUCUCUGCAAAACCUGAAGCUGAUCUUAAAUCCCAGCCACAUGCUGAACCCAAGGCUGCUGCACAGUACAAUCCUGAACCCGAACACAGUCUGGAAGCACAGAAGUUGGAUUCUAGUGCUGCUGCUCAUUGUGUAGCUACACACAACCAAACUCCAGUCAUCAUGAACACCACCCUGGUGCUGCUGGAAAACUCUGAUGAUGAUCUGCCCUUUGACCCACAGGAUGGAGUAGACGAUAUUGUUGUGAACCUGUGUGAUGCCUUGGAGGCAAUGGUGACACCCUCUAGAUGCAGUGGUGAACUUGCACAGGUGGCAGAUGAGUGUCAUGAUGUUGAAAUGGACAACCCAAAGGAUAAAAGUAAAAAAGAGAUGAUGACUGAAAUGUCAGGGGAUGUUGGCAAGUGGGCAAAGGUUGAGCAAGUGAAGAAUGGUGAAGACAGUGGACACGAAGUGGAGGUGGAUGAUCAGGAAGUAGAAAGUGAUGAUAAAGAAGAUGUGACCACAACACAGGAGGGGGGUGCUUCAGUAGUAAGAUACAGUGUGAAGACAACUCCAUACCUGGAAAGUGUCAAGAAGGCAAUUGGUGAAGCCAGGCCAAGUACAUCCAGGAGAAAGAGCAACAUCAAAGAUCUGAAGUUUCUGACACCAGUGCGCCGCUCCUGUCGCAUCCAAUGCAAAUCCUCCCAGCUGCCGUCCAUGCUGGUUGACCAUGAUGCGUGUGUGUCGUCACUGGCUGAGCUGGUGAGGUUGGAUGAUAGUCCCAAUGCCUAUAUUUACCGAAAAAACCCUGCCCUUCUGGAAGAUCUGCCAGACCAGACCGGACUGUAAGGGGUGUUGUAGCUAUAUUAGUUAAAAAAAACUAACACACACACACACACCAUUCAAAAAUGUAUGGGGUGACACUAAUGGACACUUAAUAUUGAUAUUAACAUGGUUUUAAGCUCUGCAUGUAUUCAAACCACUGUCAGUCCAUUGUUUUGUGGUAUUGCAGGAAGAAUGUAGUUUUCUGAAUGUAUUAUAAAUACAUUUCCUUAACUGUUAAUUUUAACAAAGUUGACAAAUGCACUACAAUGACUUUCUUCAUUAAAUGGUAGUACUUUGAUAUGAAACUGAAAUUUGAUCAAUUUAUGUUAUUAUACAUUGUACCUGAAAGUAAACAGUCUGUGCUGAUGCCAAUGAGUGAAGACCAGUAAACAAGCAAAUAAAUAUCCUGUGAUAACCAGAA